Penaeus vannamei (Pacific white shrimp) is the source of this 1561-nucleotide messenger RNA. Lineage: Eukaryota; Metazoa; Arthropoda; Malacostraca; Decapoda; Penaeidae. The record is from RefSeq and is a predicted model, not a curated record.
CUGGCUAAGAAUGAUAUUGGAGGCAUUCCUUUAGGAAUGUCAUAUUCAUGUAGUGAGAAGACAUAUUUGAAGAACAACAGCACUACCAAAUCAAUCAUGAUGGUUCUUGAUGGCUUUCAGGUUCAGCCAUUCAACUCCAGUCAGACAAAGUUCAGUGGGUCUUGGGACUGUGUUGGGUUCUUUACUGUACCCAUCUGGUGUGCUCUGUUAGUGACACUGCUCCUGCUGUUCAUCCUGUUCUCUGGAAUGUACAUGCUGAGCGACAUUAAAACCAUGGAUCGCUUUGAUGACCCCAAGGGAAAGCCUAUCAUGGUUGCUACAGCUGAUUAAAUUCAGUAUAUAAGAGAUGAUACUUGUAUGCUCUUUUUUGCUGCCAGAAUAAUGUAGUCCCCUAUACAUUUGAAAAAAAAGUUAAAUUCAGUCUUUGUUUGAGCUAGAUGUUUCAUGAAUAAAUAAUGUAAUUGAAUAUACGAGGGCUGGCAAGGUAUCAAUCAGAUUUACUAAACCAUUUUAUAACAGCAGGUUAAACAGUUUAUUGCAUAUGUUAGUUUGUACACUUGUUUAUUUAAAGUCUGUGAAUGGUAAAUGCAGUAGAGUGGGUUUUAUACCUUUCACUUUAUAAUUAGGCAUAAAUUUAAAAGUAUUUAUGAAUAUUUAUUUCAGCAAAAACAAAUCUUACUUGUAUGGUUUAACCGGCCAGUUCUUGUACAAUAGAAUUGAUCAUGACCAUAAAUGAUAUAGUGAUUUAGUGACUUAACCUUAGAUAUGAAAUUCCAUAUUUGCAUGUAGGGGAAAUGGAUGUGGAUGUUUGUGGGUGUGUUUACCAUUUCAAUAAUAUGAGGAUAAUGAAUUAUUCAAAAGUAUUCAGAACAAGCAUUAUUAGAGACAUGGCAAUUUUUUUUCCCAAGUUUGGUAAUGUAGAGCUGGUUAUCAAAUUAUUGAUAUCAAUAUAAUAUUGUUAAAUUAAAGUUAUUCUUCGAAGAGUAUCUGUUUUCUAGAAAGAUUUUUAUAGAUUUCUAGGUGUCCUAAAUUACAUGAAGCUAAUUACAUAUGCACAAAGACAGUAGGUGUUAAAAAAUAAACAGAAUGAAAAAUAGCACUUGAUGUGAUUAUCAGGUUGUAAGUGUUGCUUUACUAUUUUGGUUGAAUGUCUUUAAUAGUGGAAUAGAGUAAUUCUGAAAUUUGAAGAAAUAUUUUCAACAUUAAUGCUUUGCUGGACGAAAUUAAAUUCAUAGCGUGAUCCUGCAAGUAGUAAUCUAAAUGAUUAUGAACAUGAUACUCCUCUUCUUUGUGUGGCUGGUAGUCUAUGAUCAUGUAAAUAUAUUCAAAUUAUAGUGUAUAUAUAGUCCCAGGAUUUCAUUUUUCUCCUUAAGAAAUGUAAGUUAUACUAAGAGGAUGUGUAAAGAAAAUAUGUAUGAGGAAACAAAGUAUUAAUAUGCACUACAUUCCAUACAAUCUUGACUGUUAUAAUGUGCACAAUUAUUAGCUUGUCUGUAUUGUGUUAUACUGUGUAUUAUAUGUACUGUACAGUUGUGUUUUAAAUUAAAGGUAUUAUGGAUAA